GCCCCGCUCCCUCCUCCCCUACUAUAAUGCUAGCUAAGAUGGUGGUUUGAGCGUAAUUUGUCUUAACAAUACCAAGAAAAGAAAGGGCAAAACAUCUUUACAGCCUCCCGGUUAGAACAGAACCUCGCGGUUACACCCAUCGUAAGUGGCCAUAUUUAGAAAUUUUGCCAUUUCAGGUACAUUGGCUUGCAGCCCCCGCCCAGUUUGGUGUGACUCCUUUGGAGUGGAAUCCUAAGCUAAAUACGGACAGGCCGCCUGCUCUGUGACCAGCUCCGGUACAACUCAACCUCGCUGUGCAAUAGGAUGUCCCACAGCCCAGAGAUGAAGGACGACCCCAUGGAGUGCCCUCUGUGCAUGGAGCCGCUGGAGAUUGAUGACGUCAAUUUCUUCCCCUGCACUUGUGGCUACCAGAUCUGCCGCUUCUGCUGGCACCGCAUCCGCACAGACGAGAACGGCCUCUGCCCCGCCUGCAGAAAGCCGUACCCGGAGGACCCCGCUGUGUACAAGCCCCUGUCACAGGAGGAAAUCCAGAGGAUAAAGAACGAAAAGAAGCAGAAACAGAACGAGAAAAAGCAGAAGGUGACAGAAAAUCGCAAGCACCUGGCGAGCGUCAGAGUGGUCCAGAGGAACCUGGUGUUUGUAGUGGGGCUGUCGCAGCGGCUCGCCGAUCCCGAAGUCCUAAAACGACCGGAGUAUUUUGGGAGAUUUGGGAAGAUCCAUAAAGUAGUCAUCAACAACAGCACAUCGUACGCAGGGUCACAGGGGCCGAGUGCCAGCGCUUAUGUCACUUACAUCCGUUCCGAAGACGCUUUGAGGGCAAUACAGUGUGUGAACAAUGUGGUCGUCGACGGCAGAACGCUCAAGGCUUCUUUAGGCACAACAAAGUACUGCAGUUACUUCCUCAAAAGUAUGCAAUGUCCCAAACCUGAUUGUAUGUAUCUACAUGAGUUGGGGGAUGAAGCAGCUAGCUUUACUAAAGAGGAGAUGCAGGCGGGGAAACAUCAAGAGUAUGAGCAGAAACUCCUCCAAGACCUUUACAAAAUAAAUCCUGGUUUUCUACAACCUCCGGCCUGUGGAACAGAAAAGUCAAAGAGUAAAGCCAACUCCACGCAGAGAACUAACAGUAGCAACGGUAAAGACGGCUGGCCGACGCUGUCGGGGCACAACAAGCUGGCCAACGGACUUUCAGAAGACCGCAAGUCCCCUCCGCUGUUAGACUAUCUAGACCAAGAAGCUAGUAAUUCAGAUGGGCUAGAAACAGAGCUGGGUCCCGGCCAGCGCCCCACCUUAUCCCCCUUCUCCUCCAACUGUGACAGUAAUAGCAGUCCCAACGACAAACCUCCAGAAUCAAUCGCCAUGGUGAACGGAGAGACUUUACAACAGAUGCCCACUAGCGACUCGCCAUCCCCUCCGCCGGGGCUAACGAAGCCCAUCCUGGUGGUGCCCAUCAGCAUGUCGGACCUCUCGGCCCGUUCGCCCUUCGAGGGCGCUGCGGCAGAGUCGCAGUCGCUCUUUUCAGACAACAGUAACUUCAGACAUCCAAACCCCCUCCCCGCCGGCCUGCCCCCCUUCCCCAGCUCCCCCCGCGGCAGCUCUGACUGGCCCAUGACACCGGAACCACAGAUACUCUUCACAUCAGACACAAUACCGGUCUCCUCCUCGACGGACUGGCAAGCGGCCUUCGGUUUCGGCUCGUCCAGCAAACAGCAGGACGACGAUCUGGGCUUCGACCCCUUCGACGUCACCCGCAAGGCUUUAGCCGACCUGAUAGAGAAGGAGCUGUCGGUGCAGGACCAGAGCCCCUCGUCCCCCGGGCCGCUCCCGCAGGGCGGCGGCCACGCCUCCGGCCCGCCGUCCUCCAACUCCAGCGCGUCCCACCACUUCCCCAGCGGCCUGCCGCGCGUCCACCCGCUCCACCACAGAGCCAUCUACAGCUCCUUCAGCUUCCCCGGCGGUCACAACAGCCAGGCCGGUCAGCAGCAGCAGCAGCAGCAGCCUCCGGCCGGCAGACACCCGUGGAUGGGCAUCGCCACGCGAAACCCCCUCGCACACUUGAACCACUCAGCCAGCGCUGCCUCCCACAGUAACAUCCUGGACCUGAAUCUGCCCCCUCAGCACAACACGGGGCUGGGAGGGAUCCCCAUCUCAGAAAACAGCAGCUCUAUAGACGGCUUAAAUGUGAAAGAGUGGCAGGACGGACUGAGGGCUCUCCUGCCCAAUAUCAAUAUCAACUUCGGUGGCCUCCCAAACUCCUCCUCCUCUUCCUCCUCCUCAUCCUCCAACAGCGUUAACCACAUCGGCGGGCCGACGGGGCCGGCGGGCAUUUCACACAGCCUGAGCUGGGACGGCACAGCCAGUUGGAUGGACCCUGCCAUCAUCACAGGCAUCCCGGCCACGGCGGGCAGCAGUUUAGACUGCCUGCAGGACGACAACCCGCCACACUGGCUCAAGUCGCUGCAGGCGCUAACAGAGAUGGACGGUCCUGCCAGCUCAGCGGUGCCCACCCCCCAGCCCCUCCACAGCGGCCUCCUCGACGGCCACCUCCCCCUCCACCACAGAGCUCCCAGCGGCUGGGCUCCCUACAUGCCCCCUCCCACAGCCAACCCCACCGGUCAGUUCCACUCCCCCCCGCCAGGCUUCCAGACCGCCUUCAGACCCCCAGGACAGCCCGCCACAGAGCUACUACAGAGUGCCGCCGUGGAUCGCCACUGAAUACAGACUGUAACAGACCCACCCCCCCACCCCCCCUCUUCCCUUAUACCCACUCAUCCUGUACCCUGCCCUCUUUUUUCCUAACGCAAUACACACCAAUCUGCAGAGUAUGAAAAAUUAACAAAAUAACAAACUUGCUUUCUUUUUAUUUUCCUUCUUCCUCCUUCCUUUGUCUACUCAGAAGGCCUUUUUUUUUUUUCUUUUUCUUUUUCUAUAUAAUUUGUGGCACACGAUUAUCAGUGCACCCUUCGUCUGCCGCCAUCACCACUCCUUAGACCUAGUUGGGGGCGUAACUUGGGAGUCGUCGUGUAGCUUUACUGUCAGCAGAGAGCACCAGAAUCCGUCUAGCAUCAAGUGCCCAGCGGUGACACAAGCUAACGCCACAAGCUGGCAGAGAAACACAUUAGCAGAAGUGAGGUCGUUUAUAAAUAAAUAAAUAAAAAAUAACAUCAUUAAGCAUGAUAACCUUUGUGUUUUUGGAUAGCUGAAGUCAUGAUUCGGUUUUGUUUUUUUUGUUUUCCUGGUUUACUUUUUAAGGAAUAGAGAAAGCUGUGAUUCUGCUCUUUGAAGCUUCACCCCAAAGACGCUCGUUCUCCCGAUUCGGAGCAGCAGACUGUGAAACGGUUAAACCUGACAGCCGGGGGGGGGGGGUGGAGGACACGGGACACGAGAGGGGUCGGCAUUCAGCAAACUUAUUAAAACGCAACUUGAGGAGAGCGGAAGGCGAAUGAGACUGGGGUGGAUGCGCGGGAGUUUAGGGCACAGGCUAUGCAUGGGCUCCCUGUUGGGUACGGACACAAACGGCCCCGCCUAGGAGGCCACUUGGCUCAUACUCUCUUUAGCAAGGGGCUCCCAUGGGCCCCCCAUCCUGCUGGAGGGAUAGUUUUGCUGAACCUCUGUAUCAGAGGAUAGAGCAGCGACCUUACCGCAGGGAGCCGGGGCUGUGGGAAAUCAUGGCACACAUCCUGAGCACUAGGGUUAGACUCUUACUCACAGUGCCACUGUGUGGUACCUACCAUAGCUAGCCCUAACACCAACAGCCGCCAGAUAGAUGAAGAUGAUGGGGGGGGGGCAGUGACCAGACGGAAGAGGAAACGUCAAAGAAGAAAUCCAAGCGAGGGGUAGCAAAGAGGUUAGCGGGUCCCAUUGUUCGAUCCACGAGGGCUUUAAACGAGGCCUUAAAAUAGAAGCGGGAGAGAAUGGAGCUUUGAGUGUGUGGAGAAGGGAGUGUUGCCGACUGCUGAGAGUCAUGCCAGAGCGUAUGUGGACCUCAGCAGCUGUAUGCAAGUGUGCGUCACGCGAGACAAGGGGCUGCAAGAACGUACCGAGUACUGUAGUAAUAAAUCAAGGAGCCCUCCGCCUUUUAGAAAUGAGAUCAACCUCUCCGGCCGCCGCCUUUUUCCCUUUUUAAAGUCUUAAUUCUGAUUCGUGUUCGCUCUGUCUUUUCUCCCCCCCCCCCUCACCCCCCCCUGCCCUGCCCUCCCCUCCCUUCCCACCUCCCACCAUCUCUCCCUCGCUAUUCCCUAUUUAACAGUAUUCACAAAGAUGAACAAAUUCAUCCAGGAGAAAUCAACAGAGUCAUCAUCGUUCAGUGGGUUUUAACAUGAUGUUUGCGAGGAGGAAAAAAAAAUAAAACAACAACUUUGAGGCGCUUAACGGAAAUGAACUGUCCUCUGCAGGUCUGGAAAAAUAAAACUUAAAUAAAACUGAAAACUCAGA
Molecule: messenger RNA, 4431 nt
Organism: Fundulus heteroclitus (mummichog)
Lineage: Eukaryota; Metazoa; Chordata; Actinopteri; Cyprinodontiformes; Fundulidae
Gene: cnot4a
Product: CCR4-NOT transcription complex, subunit 4a
Exons: 13
Coding region: 304-2712 (802 amino acids)
Biological process (GO): protein ubiquitination
Cellular component (GO): CCR4-NOT complex
Molecular function (GO): ubiquitin-protein transferase activity; metal ion binding; RNA binding
Source: RefSeq, a predicted model, not a curated record